Molecule: messenger RNA, 450 nt
Organism: Aspergillus terreus NIH2624
Lineage: Eukaryota; Fungi; Ascomycota; Eurotiomycetes; Eurotiales; Aspergillaceae
Exons: 2
Coding region: 1-450 (149 amino acids)
Source: RefSeq, a predicted model, not a curated record
AUGCCUGGGCUACUUGCGCGGGUGCCCUGGACCGCACUGCUAUUGUUAUGGCUCUGUUUAGCCAUACUAUUAGACGCCGGCACUAAGGAUACAGCAAACAUGUAUGCUCAUGCCUAUGAGAGAAUGUGGCUAUGGGAGAGAUACAACAUGGCCAUUGCUAUGCAAACAAAAGACAAAGAGGGAAAGAUUAUAGACCAGAAUGAGAUUUUGCCCAUGAAGUACAAGACAGGUGGAGAGCAGGGAAUCAACAAUAAACACUGGGACCAAGAGACUGGGACACGAGAAGGCCCUCUGCAUUACAAUGAGUUUAUGCUGCGACUUGACGGCGUGCCAACCAACGAACGAAACCUGCCCCCAAAGAUUACCCCUCCGUCCGGUGUUGAUGAUCUUGAGCGCGCUGCACGAGAACUGAUUGACCACCAUCUAACUAAGAACCUGAAGAUUGAUUAG